CGCACUUUCGAGACCUCUGCGAGACAGCCCUUUCCUCUCCUACUCGCGGGGUAUUCAACAGCCUGCGUCUUAUCUAAUUCCUCGGAAAUUGCUUCCAGUCAAUUCAAGCUUUGCAAGUCUAAAUACAGGUGUUUCCCAUGGCGGGACACCAGGACGAUAAUUUGCGGCUCUUUGACCAGCUAAAGGUCUGCAUAGUCUGCUCGAAAGAUCUCAGCCCAGAUGCAGCCCAUCAGCUCGCGUCCACCUUAGAAACUCAUGGCGGCGAGCCCGUUGUCUAUGAGCCUCCGGCCGAUUUCCCAGACAUUGCGGCGUUCAGCCAUAUCAUGUCCACCACGAUUGACUUUCCUCAAUUCGACGCCGCUAAAGAUGCCUUGAUUCCUGUUAUUAAGCCCCAGUGGAUGCACGCCUCACUGGCAAAAAGGAGGCUCGCCAACGUCCGCCAGUACAGCCCCGAUCCCCGACUUUUUUUGAACGAUGUCGUGGUUACAUGUGGCGAUAUUCCAGAAGGCGAUAAAGAUGCUAUCAUCGGUGGUGUCCUGGCGAAAGGUGGUCUCUAUAACCCUAGGCUCACUGGGAUGUGCACUCACCUUGUUGAUCUGACCAUCGACUCGGAUAAGGCCAAACAAGUCAGGGCUCGAAACCUCAAUGUCAAAAUUGUUCUUCCUCACUGGUUUGAUGACUGCCUGAAGCUUGGACGGCGGAUUGAUGAACGCCCUUAUAAGCUUCCAGAUCCCGAAAUUCUUCGCGCAGCACCGGACGCUCCUAUUCGCUCCGCAGAGAGCCGCGAUAUCAUUGGCGCAUCUACACCAGAGCCCUCCAAACUGCCUACACCAUUGACAUCUCCAGUCAAGCCUAAGCUGAGCGUUUUUCACGGCAAAGUUAUCAUGCUCUCUUCAGACUUGGAAAUCGGCUCGCACCUUCGAGACACUAUCUCAGCAAUAGUGGAAGAAAACGGAGGCAAGGUAACCACUGAUGUUUCAGAAGCAACCACAUUCAUCUGCCGGUUCAGAGACGGCUUCAACUACCGUGUGGCUUCCAGGCUAAAUAAGGAUGUGGGAAAUCUGUCUUGGCUUUACCAUCUAAUGACUUACGACUCUUGGACAUCUCCCUAUCGACGUCUUUUACACUACCCAAUCCCGAAAACCCCUAUACCAGGCUUUGAGAAAUUCAAGAUCAGCUUGUCCAAUUACGUUGGUGAAGCAAGGUCGUAUCUAGAGCAUUUGAUCACGGCUACGGGUGCAGAAUGCACCAAAACCUUGAGGCAGGAAAAUACACAUUUAGUGACUGCACACGACAAUAGCGAGAAGUGCUCUGCUGCUAGGGAAUGGAAUAUCCAUGUUGUUAACCAUCUUUGGCUGGAGGAAUGUUACGCACAGUGGAGGCUACUACCAGAGUCUAACAAUAGGUACACUCACUUCCCCCGGCGGACAAACUUGGGCGAAGUUGUGGGCCAGACCCGAUUGGAUAGGUCCGCACUCGAGAGUAUGUUUUUCGCGUCAGAAGAGGCCUCUUCGGAACCUUCGAGGAAGGCAAUGCAGAAAAGGGAACAGAACACGGCACCCGGGAAGCCCUUGGGCUCUACAGAUAUUGAUGAUAACAUGGUAUCCAACACCACGAACGCCACGCCGGCCGGCAGGUCAAAGAAGAACACAAACCUGCAUACUCCUUCCCACCUCUACCUCGCAUCUGAUGGCAAGGAAAACGACACCCCAUCGUCAACCAGCAGUCGAAAAUCUAAGGAGGCGGCAACAGCUAGACUGCACGAGAUUGCACCAGACAUCGCGCUGUAUGAGAAGGAAAAGAAGCGUGUUGGUGGUGUGAUAUACGGUGGUCGAAGGAAGACGGAUGAAGGUCGAGUGGUCUUGAACAGUAAGAAGCGAUCCUCAAUGGACGCACAGACAGAUAGUGAGGCAGAGGAUACUACGGAGGCUAAGCGGCAGAAGAAAUCGAAGCCCCCUAUCACGAUGCAUCUACUUAUUACCGGUUACCAACGGUGGGUGGGAAAUAUGAAGAAAGAAGAUGCAGAGAAGCGCCAACUUCGAGAGCUUGGUAUCAUGGUCGUUCAGGAUGCGCGCAAAUGCUCUCAUCUCGCUGCACCCUCUGUCCUGCGCACCCCUAAAUUCGUUAAUGCAAUUGCGUAUAGCCCCGUGAUUGUUCAGGUCGAGUUUAUAACACAGUGUCUGAAGAAGAACAAGCUCCUAGACCCUGAGGACUUCCUCCUUGACGAUAAGGAGGCAAAGAAAUUUGGGUUCUCAUUGGAACAAGCCAGGGUCAAUGCGAGGGCAAACAAAAACAAACUUCUCCGAGGACAUCACAUCUACUGCGUCGAGACAAUCCGUGGAGGAUUCGAUGCUUUCAAGUCCAUCGUGGAUGCUAAUGGAGGAGAGUGCAACUUGUUCCGUGGGCGUGUCUCAUAUCACACAGCACGUAAGGAUAGCGACGAGGAGAAACAAUCUAGCCGCAAGGAUAUUUAUCUUCUUAGUAGCGCGGCUCCCGAGCACCAGAAACUGUGGCCACGAUUCAGGCAAUUGGUCCACGAUAUGGGCAAGACCCCGCGCAUCGUCCGGGUGGACUGGCUUCUCGAUAUGGCCAUGUCUCAGGAGUUGCGUGUUGCUGAGGAUUAUGAGCUCAGCGAAGGAAUGAUUGAGCAGUCUGAGGAGUAA
Aspergillus nidulans FGSC A4 is the source of this 2663-nucleotide messenger RNA. RefSeq names its product BRCT domain-containing protein. The record is from RefSeq and is a predicted model, not a curated record. The transcript has 3 exons. Lineage: Eukaryota; Fungi; Ascomycota; Eurotiomycetes; Eurotiales; Aspergillaceae. The coding region runs from base 138 to 2663 and encodes 841 amino acids.